AUGAUGGUGUUUCGUCUCGCCAAAAGGGACUCUCUGUCCAACUCCACCUCCGUGCAGCCACCAGUCACCUCGGAUACCAUAACGCGGCUUCUGGAGGAUCCGUUUGGGUCAUGGCACACAACUUUAGCCUUUGUCGUCUUGCUCUUCGCAUUGGGCAGCUGCGCUAUUCUCCUAGGCUCUCGAUAUGCGGAGAUACUCCGAUUUGACGCCCACAGCCACGACGAGCUCCCAUUGACUCUCAAUCGCCAGCGGCCAAAUCGGUCAGGCAACGAUGCAGGAGAUCCUGGAUCUUUGUUCGAGGAGACUGCAACGUCUCAAGUCACCCACUCACAAGAUGGCCACCAAUUCGACCUCAGACGACGCCCAGGUACCGCGACUGUCCAGCCUGGCUACGUUGCGAUCGGAGAAGUUCGGGAAGGGAUGAUAGCGCAGAGGAGAGCAUCCUUCCCGAGAGGCGCCAGACGAGUCAUAAACGUACCUGGUUAUCUGGCACUGAAGCCUUCGCUGGCUGACGAUAACCAGUCUCUGGAGUUUCAGGGCAAAAUUCAUGGGACGGUCUAA
Messenger RNA from Fonsecaea erecta, 561 nucleotides. RefSeq lists its product as hypothetical. Bases 1 to 561 code for a protein of 186 amino acids. The record is from RefSeq and is a predicted model, not a curated record. The transcript has a single exon. Lineage: Eukaryota; Fungi; Ascomycota; Eurotiomycetes; Chaetothyriales; Herpotrichiellaceae.